AUGUUUCAAUUAAUUGUUCGCACUAAAGUUUUUCUCUUUAAGUGGCAUUAUUUUGGCCUGAAUUUUAAAGGCAAAGAUGAGAGAUUUUCUUGUUUGGAAGUCUACAUAAUUUGACAUCUAAGAGCUCGAUUUACUGAUGAAACAGAGAUUUUGAAGAUGUCACAAAGGCACGCAAGUCAAGCUAGCACUGGAGCAGGAAAUGAGGUGGACUCUCCUUCUGUCAACUUCAAGUACUCCGGCCUCAGAGAUUUCUGUUUCACAUCUUUAUUUCAAGAUAGUGGCUGUAACGAGUUGUUAAAAUCUUGCAGCUUUGAUAAUACAAAUGACGAAUUUUUUAGAAAGAAAGAAAAAGGCCCAACAUUAAUUUAUGAGCGCCCUGAAACCUCAAGCCUGGGCUUAACACAUCCUUUAGAGUCUUCCACUCAAAAAAAGAAAUUUGUCUCUCCUAGGAAGGAAGAGGAUAAAACCCCAGAACUUUGUGAAACUCCUAAAGUCAGUGGAAUAAAAUGCUUACCACGCAGAAGGUUGAAUGUAUCUUUCUCUCUUCUGAAGGGGGACUGUGAGUCACAAAAUAGUUCUCUAGAAAGUACUGUAAGCCAAGUUCUCAAUUUAGGAAAAAAUAUUCCAAGCGGUGCUUCAGGUUUUCCAAGGCAGAAUAAUUUUAGCUCUUUAGUUACUAGCACUUUAAAAACAGAAGAUGUGACUUCCAGCAGUCAAAAAUUGAGACUAAGUUUUUCUCAACAAAAGGUUUCUACAAUUGAUGAUUCCAAAGAUGACUGUAGCCUAUUUGAAGUUGAAUGUAUAUCUCCAAUUCAGGGUGAUAAUUUUAAAGACUCUAUCACACAUGACUUUAGUGAUAGCAGUUUAAGUGUUAAUGAUGAGAAUACAUAUCCUGAACUUCUGGGCUCCUCUGUUAGUGGAACAACUUGUGGGACAGAUGAGGACAUAUUUGUGACUCCAAUAAGUAAUCUUGUAGCAAACAUUAAAUUUAAUGCAAGUCAAACACUUUCUCCCUCCACUGAAGUGAGAGACAAUAUUUCAACACCUGAAGACAGUGGUUUUAACUCACUUAGCUGGGAUAAAUCAGAAGAUUCCCUCUCUGACCAGGAAGGAUCUUUUCAAGAACUACUUCAGAAACGUAAGGGAACUCUCAAAGUGGGGGACACCAUAAGAAAGUCAAGGCGCCUCGGAAGGUCAAGAAGACUGUCCACGCUUCGGGAGCAAGGCUCACAGUCAGAGACGGAAGAUGAAAAGAUAAUUCACUCCAACUCUGGAACAAGACCAGCAGCUGCUUCAGACAUCUCAGAGAGUCAGAUGAACAUUGAUAAGAGUGGGGAUUUUAUUUUAAGCUCUAAGAAUUUAUCAAAGACCCCAGCCUUGCAAUUAGUGCACGAGCUCUUUAUGAAAAGCAAAAGGAAAAGAUUCCAGCAAAACAGUACACAUGAAUUCUUAGAAGAAAGGGAUGAGGGGAAAAUAGCUGUACUGCGGUGUGUACUUGCAGGACUGAUUGGCAAGAAAAUGGGUAUAGAAAAAUUGGACAUCUUAACAGAAUUAAAAUAUAGAAAUUUAAAGCAUAUUCUUGCUAUGGUUUUAGAUUCCUUGACUGCAGAGAGCCUAUGCAGUGUUUGGAAAGUAAGCAGAAAUUGGCGUGAAAUUGUUGUUCAAGAUAGAAAAGCAAAUCGCAGGAGGAAAUUUUAUAUCACACAACUGAAAACAGAUUCUGAGGGGGCUGUGUUAAAUGUAGAGGAUGCUGCCACCCGACUCCAUCUUUCAAACCGCUCAGCUUUAAGAUCUGUGCAAGCACAGGCUAGGCUACCUAGUACUCAGAAAGAGCAAGUUUCAACAUUAUCUCCUUGGGGAGAAGUUUUGACACCUACAGCAAGCUCUUCUGUUACUCACUUAAGUAGUAAACAGGAAGAAUAUUUUAAGGUUGCCAAAACACUUUUUACUGAUGAAGCAUUAAAACCUUGCCCAAGGUGCCAAUCCCCUGCUAAGUACCAGCCAUAUAAGAAAAGGGGACUGUGUAGCCGCACAACCUGUGGUUUUGACUUUUGUGUGUUAUGUUUGUGUGCUUAUCAUGGGUCUGAAGAAUGUAGUAAAGGAGCAGCAAAGCCAAGAAAUAGAAAAGAUACUCUCCCAGGAAGUGCCCAGAGUAAGCGGAAUUUAAAACGCCUUUAA
Cynocephalus volans (Philippine flying lemur) is the source of this 2178-nucleotide messenger RNA. RefSeq names its product F-box protein 43 (gene FBXO43). The record is from RefSeq and is a predicted model, not a curated record. Gene Ontology annotation, cellular component: nucleus. NCBI's taxonomy places the organism in Eukaryota, Metazoa, Chordata, Mammalia, Dermoptera, Cynocephalidae. Gene Ontology annotation, biological process: negative regulation of meiotic nuclear division; regulation of mitotic nuclear division. Gene Ontology annotation, molecular function: zinc ion binding. The transcript is spliced from 5 exons.